Molecule: messenger RNA, 1947 nt
Organism: Telopea speciosissima
Lineage: Eukaryota; Viridiplantae; Streptophyta; Magnoliopsida; Proteales; Proteaceae
Product: proteoglycan 4-like
Exons: 1
Coding region: 1-1794 (597 amino acids)
Source: RefSeq, a predicted model, not a curated record
AUGGCUGAACGGACAAGCAGGCGGCGGUCCUUCCGCUUCCCGAUGCCUAGGCUGAUGAACCCAGCACCUACCAUUACCAGACGCCCAACUGAGUCCCAACCCCCAACCACACAGGCUGCUGAAAUACCAAUUCAAGGAUCACUGUUUCAGCGUCGAGGAAGAUCCCGUUCACAACCCCACACUCCUCCUAACACGCCUGAACUCCGACCCCCCCCCUCACCAUCAUCUUUUGCUAAAUUUCUACCAUUUUGUAAGGUGCCUCCAUCACCUCAAUCACAGAAAACAUUCCAGCCCCCAUCGCCAUCCCGUAUAUCUCAACCUCAACCAGCAGCUCAGACUGCUUCAUCACCCCCAUCACCACCUAGCAAGGAUGUUCCAUCACCAUCUCAUACAGCCUCCCAGCCUCCAUCUCCAUCCCAUACUGCUCCUCAACAAACUCUUAGAACAAUCCCACUAUCCCCAUCUCCAUCUCGCAUAGCCCCUGUGGAACAACCAAAGGCUCAAGCUGCCUCCCAGCCCUCAUCACCUACCCAACAAGCACCAAUAUCACUACCAACAACUCAAGCCAACUCCCAUCCGUCAAUGCCAUCUCAAAAAGCCUCUCAGCCCCCAUCCCCAUUAACGUUAUCCUCUGCCCAAGAUGAGCCAGUAUUGCCUCAGCCACCAUCCCAAAAACCACCACCUUUGGUAGAAACCUCAUCUAAACCUGCCUCUACCUCCCAAAUCAAAAACCAAAUAAGAGCUACAACUAAGUCAAAUGAGGCUGUAAAAUACCCAUCCCAAGCAUUAGACCAAGUUGUGGCAGGUACAUCCUCUUCCAGAGAAGUUCGAGAGACACCUUUCCUGCAACAGACAUCUCCAAAAGCAGAAGAAACCAAAGCAGAACAGAAAACAAGCCUAGAACCAAAGAGAGCGGAAAAGCCCAAACCCUCAGCUGACGAGGAACCAAAGCAAAGGACAAUCACAGAACUCAUUAGCGUGGCUUCAGGAUUGAGAACAAAAACAAAAGGGCAGCCAAAUAUCACACCUCAAGAUGGAAAAAAGAAGCUGGAGAAGCAAGCAGCUCUAGAAGGAAAGCAAACCACAGAAACUGGUUCUAAAGACAGAGAGAGCAAAGUGGUUACUGCAUACCCAAAAGAAAGGAGUAUGGGCAGUGAAUCUCGCCCAGAAUCGACAAUAUUUCUUGGUGACCAAGGCAUUUUGCAAAGAGAGAUCAGGGACGACAUUUCAAAGUUAGUCAACAAACUGGCCAUGGGAGAUCCAAAACAGGCAAUAGAUGGAAAUCAAGCAACUGUUAUAACCCUGGCUGGAGAAAAUAGAGGAGCUGUCAUGCACGUAGGAACUGAGUCAGCAAAAGGAGAAGGAUCAGUUCACAUUCAUAGGGGCUAUAAACUCAAUCAGUACGACAAUGCCGAGACAACCACAGAUGAAGAAGGUAGCUCUCAGAGGAGGAUGGAGAAUCCAAAGACGGGAGAAGACACGACAACCUCAGCAUACAUUAAUAGCAAUGUGCAGAGUAUCAAUAAUUCAAUUAUUUUAAGCAGUUCCUGUAGCGAAAGAAAUCCUGGAGUUCACUUAAUUUUCUCUCACAAUACGAAAGACAAAAGUGAGAGUACUGAAAUAACCCCAGCUCAGAAGCUCACUCACGAGCCAAUAGUCAGAAGACGGUGCCUCAGAGCCCUUUUCUUGGAAUCCAGUGACACCGACCCAAACAACCUUGAAAAGCCACGCCGUCAUGGUUGCCGCUACAGCUGUGAGAAGAAACAGGACAAAGACAAGCAAACUGAAGUAUAGGUACAUGAAUAAUGAUAAUUUUCAUAGUCCGAAGUAUGCUAACAUCCUUCCUCUUUGGCAUGUAUUAUCUUGUUUCCAUCAGUUGUGGCUUGUGUGGAGCACAAGAGGUGUAUUGGUUGCAUGUAUUGAACUCUCUUUGAACAUUUAGAUCUA